Molecule: messenger RNA, 1644 nt
Organism: Penicillium soppii
Lineage: Eukaryota; Fungi; Ascomycota; Eurotiomycetes; Eurotiales; Aspergillaceae
Product: amidase
Exons: 5
Coding region: 1-1644 (547 amino acids)
Source: RefSeq, a predicted model, not a curated record
AUGAGUGGCGUAACAGACUGGAAAGAUAUCGUUUCCCAGAAACGGGUCAUCAGAGACCAACUCCUCACUCCAUACUUGGUAGACGAUGUAGAGCAACGUCUACCACAAGUCCACAAUGUCGAGGAGCGCAGUCAGAUAAAGACAGAUCCUAUAGCCCAGAAGAUCACAGACAUUGAUAAUGUCGCUGCCUUGUUGGAAGGUAUCGAGCAAGGAGAGUUUGGUGCGGAAGAAGUGACUCGGGCCUAUAUUAAACGAUCUGUGGUAGCGCAUCAGCUUACAAACAGCCUAACCGAGGUCUUCUUUGAGACCGCCCUAGAGCAAGCCCGCAAACUAGAUGCCGAGUUCAAAGAAUCCGGGGAACUCAAAGGCCCCUUGCACGGCAUUCCAAUCACACUGAAAGAUCAAUUCAAUGUCAAAGGCGUCGACACAACCCUAGGCUAUGUAGGCAGAUCAUUCGCCCCAGCUUCCGAAGACGCAGCCCUCGUGCAAAUGUUGAAGAAGAUGGGCGCCAUCAUUAUUGCCAAGACCAAUCUUCCCCAAAGUAUCAUGUGGGCCGAAACGGAGAACCCUCUUUGGGGACUCACGACGAAUCCUCGCAAUCCGGGAUUCUCGCCUGGAGGAUCCACCGGUGGCGAGGGGGCGCUGUUGGCAUUGCAUGGGUCCCUAAUUGGGUUUGGAACUGAUAUCGGGGGAAGUGUGAGAAUUCCACAGAGUACCAUGGGCUUGUAUGGCUUCAAACCGAGCAGCGCUCGUCUGCCCUAUCACGGCGUACCCGUCUCCACAGAAGGCCAGGAACAUGUUCCGUCUUCGAUCGGACCGAUGGCUAGAGAUCUCUCAUCGAUCUGUUACAUGAGCCGGCUAGUAGCGAAUCACCAACCCUGGGACUACGACCCGAGAUGUGUUCCUCUCUCUUGGAAUGAGGGUGCAUUUCAGGAAGUUCAGGAUAGACCCUUGGUCAUCGGCUUGAUACUAGACGACGGUGUAGUCAAGGUCCACCCGCCCAUCGCACGCGCACUGCAGGAGUUAUCAGCUGUUUUGAAAGCGAAUGGCCACGAAGUCAUGAUUUGGGAUACGUCAGAUCAUGCAUCCUGCAUUGAAAUCAUGGAUCUAUUCUACACUGUCGACGGGUGCGAAGAUAUCCGACGGGAUGUCGAAGCUGCAGGAGAACCGAUGAUUCCUCAUGUCGAGGCUCUGAUUAAUCGCGGCAAGGCUGUUUCGGUGUAUGAGUAUUGGCAACUCAACAAACGGAAAGCGGCGGUGCAGAAACGAUACCUAGAUCAUUGGAAUGCUGUGCGGUCUCCGUCUGGCAGGCCUGUUGAUGUUCUGCUGAGUCCUACUCUGCCACAUACGACUGUGCCUCAUCGGAAGUUAAGGUGGGUUGGAUAUACUAAGAUUUGGAAUUUGCUAGACUAUCCAGCUGUGACAUUCCCGGUGGACAGAGUCAGAGCUGAGGUCGAUGUGCUGCCGGAGUAUGUUCCCAGGAAUAGUCUCGAUGAAUGGAAUUGGAACCUUUACGAUGCGGGGCAGGUGGAUGGAUAUCCGGUGAAUCUUCAAAUUAUUGGGAAGAAGCUUCAUGAGGAAAAGGUGCUGGGGGCUGCUACUGUUGUUGAGAGACUCUGGAAGAGUCAUGUCGUUUCGAAUUAA